AUGAUUCCUGGCAUCAAUAAACCAUUUGUAGCCUUAGCAGAUGCCACCGGAGGAUCAAUCGACGAGUUGAAGCUCAUAUUCAGCUUCUUGCUGUCAUAUCCGCUGGCCGCUGUUCUCAAAAGGAUACCAGACCGUUCACCAUGGAUCAAGAACAUCUUCAUCAUCGGAGUGUCCUUGUUCUACCUAGUAGGACUAUUCGACUUAUGGGGUGGCUUACGGACCAUGUUCAUUGACGCAGCUGCGACAUAUAUCAUUGCGUACUAUAUUGACGGCAGUCUCAUGCCAUGGAUUGGAUUCGUGUUCCUCAUGGGACAUAUGUCCAUUAACCAUAUCCGUCGCGAGAUGCUGGCUGACCCUUCCACAAUUGACAUCACUGGCGCCCAAAUGGUCGGGCUCAUGAAGCUAUCUGCAUUCUGUUGGAAUGUCCAUGAUGGGCGUCUCCCAGAGUCUGCUCUAACAGACUCACAAAAGUCUCGAGCGUUGAAAGAAAUGCCACCCCUGCUGAAGUAUACGGCCUGGGUCAUGUUCUUCCCGUCUUUCAUGGUCGGCCCCGCAUUCGACUACGCAGACUACAACAGCUACAUCGACACAAGUAUGUUCGCGACUGCUGCUGGACAGCCAGCUCCGCCGACCAAAAAGGCCCGCAAGAUUCCUCGAUCAGGUCAGCCAGCUACGAUUAAAUGCUUGACAGGUUUGGCCUGGCUUGGAGCUUACCUAUAUUUGAGUCCCUACUACAACAACGAUGCGGUGACUUCUCCAGACUACAUGGAUUACUCCCUCAUCAGACGCAUUUUCAUGCUCUAUGCCCUCGGCAUCACAACCCGCACCAAGUACUACGCCGUCUGGACCCUGACCGAAGGCUCCUGCAUCCUCUCCGAAAACGUGAACCCGCUCCAGAUCGAACUCGCACAAAACUCCCGCGGCUAUCUGGAAGGCUGGAACAAGAACACGAACCACUGGCUGCGCAACUACGUCUACCUCCGCGUCACGCCUGCCGGCAAGAAACCCGGGUUCCUCGCCAGCCUCAUGACAUUCGGUACCUCCGCAUUCUGGCACGGCUUUGCCCCGGGGUACUACCUCACCUUCAUUCUUGCUGCCUUCGUUCAGACGGUAGCCAAGAAUUUCAGACGGUACAUCCGUCCAUUCUUCCUCGCUCCACCAAAGGACGAAUCCGACCGAAACCCGAACGCUCUACCCUCCAAACGCUACUACGACUUCGCCUCCUGGUUCGUCACGCAGAUCGGCUUCUCCUUCGUCACGGCGCCCUUUGUCCUGCUCACCCUGCACGACUCAAUCAUGGUGUGGGCGCGCGUCUACUUCUACGUCCCCGUCGCGGUUGCGCUCUCCAUCGCCUUCUUCUCCCCACAGCUGCCCUUCAAGAAGAUGAUCCUCAAAAAGCUCGAGGCCCGCAAUCAACGACCACACCCACUCACCCGGUCGCACUCCCACGACACGCUCAAUGCGCCUACACUGCUUGGCCUGCCACAUGAUCCGGCGGCAUCCAUCGAUGAAGCGAUUUCAGAUAUCCGGUCGGAAGUUGAGGCUAGGCGGAGGCGAGGAAGUGUGGGCGCAUCUAUGCCUACAGGCGAAGAGCUGAAGAAGAUGGUGGAGUCGAAGAUCGGACAGGGAUUCAAGAUCGAACAGGACAAAUCGACAGGGAGGAUAAGGGUCAGUGUCGGUGGGGAUUCGGCAACGAUUGCGGGCGAUGCGUUGAAGAAAGAGUUGUGA
Cyphellophora attinorum is the source of this 1728-nucleotide messenger RNA. Its product is annotated as Lysophospholipid acyltransferase. Bases 1 to 1728 code for a protein of 575 amino acids. The transcript is spliced from 3 exons. Gene Ontology annotation, molecular function: 1-acylglycerophosphocholine O-acyltransferase activity; 1-acylglycerol-3-phosphate O-acyltransferase activity. Gene Ontology annotation, biological process: lipid modification; glycerophospholipid biosynthetic process. The record is from RefSeq and is a predicted model, not a curated record. NCBI's taxonomy places the organism in Eukaryota, Fungi, Ascomycota, Eurotiomycetes, Chaetothyriales, Cyphellophoraceae. Gene Ontology annotation, cellular component: membrane; endoplasmic reticulum.